AUGGUUCACUUUUGCCCGUUUUGUUCAAAUUUACUUUUCGUCGAGGAAUGCAGUGGUAAAUUACAAUUAACGUGUAACAUAUGCCCGUUGUUUUUUCCAAUAAAACAGAACGUUAUCUACAGGAACUACUACAAAUUAAAGGAAAUUGACGACGUGCUGGGUGGAGCUGAGGCGUGGAAGAACGUGGACUCGACUGAGGAACGUUGCCCCAAGUGCAGCCACCCCAGGGCGUACUUUAUGCAGCUGCAAACAAGAUCGGCUGAUGAACCGAUGACUACAUUCUAUCGCUGCUGCAACCUGGAUUGUUGUCACAACUGGCGCGACUAA
Messenger RNA from Brassicogethes aeneus, 327 nucleotides. The record is from the annotation of a GenBank genome assembly. Lineage: Eukaryota; Metazoa; Arthropoda; Insecta; Coleoptera; Nitidulidae.